Molecule: messenger RNA, 8256 nt
Organism: Pelobates fuscus (common spadefoot toad)
Lineage: Eukaryota; Metazoa; Chordata; Amphibia; Anura; Pelobatidae
Exons: 40
Coding region: 85-6531 (2148 amino acids)
Biological process (GO): regulation of DNA-templated transcription
Source: RefSeq, a predicted model, not a curated record
ACAACUCCCAGUAGUGCACUGCGGCGGGCUGCAGGUCUCCCCUGGCACCCUGUGGGCAUGGCAUGGAAGCAGUGAGCUAGGUUCAUGAUGCCUCACUGCCUCGCUCAUGGCUGCAGGAACUGCUGCGACACGUCAGACCCAUCGGUUACUUUUCAUGCAUUUCCAGAUUGCGUGGAGGCAGCGCGACGCUGGGCUGGCCUGUGCGAAGUGUCAGAAGCAGACCGUAACCACUUAAUACAGGAUGUGGAACAAGGUCACUCUGCAAAGUAUCAUAUCUGCUCCCUGCACUUUGCUGACAGUGAUUUUGAGGAAAGUCUGUCCUCACCCAAUAGAGAAGCACCAGGAGGGGCGAAACGCAAACUGCGAUAUGGUGCACAGCCCUCCGUCUUUCUUACAGCUCCGAUUAGGCCCAAUGACGAAUGUUCAGAGAAUGGUGAACAGGUCCCAGUUGCGCACCCUGACCUUCAUUUCAAAUCUAAGACUGAAUCUGGGAAGGAAUGCUCCUGUCCAUUACACUGCGUCACUCAAACUAUGGUUCGCAGCUCCCACCAAAACAUGGACCAGAUUGUCCUUAAUUUCCUGGAGCAGAAUAAGAAGCUGAUUGGGGAUAAUGUGUCCGUCCAGUGUGCUGCGCAGUGCUCCGGGUCAUGCAAUAUUACACAGGGCAUGGUAAAACAGGUUGUCAUUAUCUUAAUGGAGCCUCCCAAGCACACCCCUCCCAGCACGUCUCAGGAACCCUCCCACAGCGUGACCACCAGCACCCAGACCGAGCGAACACGGGGACCAGAGGAUGUACCCCAUCUUGCCAAGCACAGCCCCCCAAAAUUGUGCCAGGAGCCCCAGCACACUGUGAGCACCUCCACCCAGACUGAGCUCAGCAUGGAGUAUCUGCAGAAACACCUCAGGAAUCCUAAGGAAGAAGCCGCAAGCAGCUCGUACUUCCCACAAAGACCCCAUUUCUGCCAGAAACACGCACAGUGUGACCCCUGCUUUCUGACGCCUUCCAUAAACCAGUAUGUUGACAGUUUACUGGCACAGCACAAAGUUCCUCUCCAAGAGUCCUCGCACAGCUGUUGCAUUUCAGCCUCUACCUCCCAGUGUUCCUGCCAUCAGUCCACUCCAUUCGUAAAACAGAUAAUCAUUAAUUUCCUGGAGCAGGGCAAUAACCCAGUGAAGCUGGACGUGCCCACUCAGCAGACCUCCAGGGACCAGUCCCCCCCUGCAGACUCCAGACAACAGCACAUGGAAACUCAGACACAUGAAGAACAUUUACAAAUAAAUCUCAGGAAUCCCAGAGAUCUAUCAGAACACCCGCCUUCCGAUUCAGAAGCCCCCACAGAGUAUCCUCCCUCACCACCUUCAGCAACCACCAUUCUGGCAGGAUCUUUAAAACCGGAGGAUGGGAUGGAGCCACUCUCCCUGAAGAUCCAUGAAUGUCCCUCUGAAUUUGAGUCUCAGUGCAACUAUGAACUCCACAGGGAUUUGGUGACAUUUGAGGACAUUGCUGUGUAUUUCUCAAAGGACGAAUGGCAGCUGUUAGGGGAUGAAGAAAAGGAACUCUACAAAGACGUAAUGAUGGAAAAUUACCACAACUUACGUUCUCUGGGGUAUUCGAAAGAAAAGCCAGACCUCAUCGUGUGCAUUGAAAAUGAGCAGCUCGACCUGUGGAAGAACAGUGACCGUGAUUGCAAGGACCGCCAAGCUGAGCGGGAGGAGGAGCAUUGGUGCCCCCUAGACAUGGAUGUAGAGGCGAUCCACUGUCUGGAUAGGAAAGACACACAGAAGCCGCAACGCACCGCUGACAGAGCAUCUGCAGAGGGCAGCAGUCACCUUGGUGCCUUGAUGAGGUUGGUGAAUGAAAUUCCUGGAUUCCUGCUUGGCAGCUCUGUUACUGAUGGCAGCAUGUCUCCUGCUGGGAGCCUGGAAGAGCACGAAAACCUCGGACCAAUUUCAGAGAUUAAAACUGAAGAAAGCUCCCCAGCCUGCACUCCAGUUUCUCUCCAUGUCCCCCACCUGAGAGAGACACCAGAUAUAUACUCUGUCAACCGGAGGAUGGUGAAGAAUAUUGAGCCUGUUCUAAUUAAGUCUGUGACCAAAACAGAGGAAUCUAAAACAGAGGUUGCUAUAGGAGCAGCUGCCAAACAUGAGGAUUCCUUCAGUCCAUCUCAUCCAUCUUCCUGUAACAAGACUCGUCCGGCCUGUGACCUGAUUGCUAAAAGCGAAUUUGACGAAGAAGAAUGCAGCAUUAAACAAGAGCGGUCUCCAACCUGCACCCCUGUACAUGGCUUUUUGGGACCGAAAACAAUUCCUGAUCUGACACACCGGGCCCCUCACGCAUUAAAAAAACUAUCGCACGGCCUGUGUUCCCAGGGAGACCAUACACCGGAGGCUGUAAUCCGAACAAUUAAUUGUAAAGGGAGUCCGAGCACAUGGCUUCGGGCGCCACCAGAUCACGCUCUCAGAACAUCGCCUGGAAACCAGAGCAUUUCCCCAGAGUGUGGCAUCUCAGGAGGGAUCCUUAACAUUAAACAAGAGGAUUCUGGGAGUGAAGACAAUUUGCCUGUGUGCCUAUCUGAUGUUAGGAAGCUGUCAGCCCCACCUGCUGAUCCCCUGCAACAGAGCAGAGGGCAUCGAAGGCCGGAAGCCCCUAGAAGGUCUCUUGCAGACAGCAUACCUCCAGGUAAUUCCCAUCUGCAUGGCUUGAUGAACUGUUUGAAGGAGAUAUCUGCAUGCCAGCCCCGUCCUUACAGCAACACCAUCACGUCUGCGCGGUGGGGCUCGGAGCUGGGCAGAAUAUGUGCAGAGACUACCAUCCGAUCCGGUGGGUCUGUAGUCACCCGUACAUCCGAAAUCUCACCGGUUCCACCCAACCCUUUCACGGUGGCCGUCACAAAUGGAGUUUCCCGGAUGCCUUAUGCACAGCAGCGUACGCCAGAGACUUGGAGCCCACAGCCUGGCCGAGACGGGAAGUUUCUGGAUAAAGUUGCUAUGCGUGUCCAUGGUUUGCAUGGAUUGGGAAGGUCUGGGCCCCAGAUGGUUGAGGAGAUGCGAAGACCAGUCCUGGGCGUGAAAAGAACGCAUUCAGAGGACAUGGUGCCCCCAUCUGGGUCAAUGGACAGCAAGAGACCAGUUCUGGAGCCCUCCAGCCCUUCUCAUCCUAUCUCUAACAGCUUCCCUGGGCAGUAUGACUUGUGGCGCCCCCCAGAGGAUUUGAGAGGGCCGAGUGAAGCUAACCCAACUGGAAAGUCCCAUUUGGUGAAUGUGGUGAACUGUGUGAAGAAGAUCCCUCACUGUAGGCCCAGCCCACCUGUCAAGGGUCCACGGUCUGCCCAAGAUCUAACAACCACUGAAUGUGAUCUCAGCCAAACCCACAGCCAAGGAAUCAUUAUGGACAAUAAGACUAAAGUCCAUGUGAAAGAAGAGAAGUGUCCGAGCCCAGCACUGGCAGUACCUGGUCAGUGGGUGCAGCCGCCCAGCAGCCCCAGGGACACAGAGGGACAUGGACCAUCUUUUCCAAACAUGCACCUGAUUGGUCUGAUGAAACUAAUGGAGGAUAUCCCACGCCCUGAUUCGGGCAGCUCGUCCAGGGCUAUGUUCAGUAUCGCUGUGGGACGCACUGAGAUUAGGAGAGCAGAACGGACUGGUCACUUCCCUCUACCUGCCGAUGACACUAUUUUCCAGCCAGAGUCUAAUGAUACCAUUGCAUCCGUGGACUCCGUUUUCAGUGAUGACAUCAGCGUGUCCUCAGAGAAUGUGGAUCCUUCGUACUCUGCGAUUGACGGAUUGCAGAAGGUCGUCAGCGAGUUUGCUGAGCUUGGGUCAGUCAGUCCCCUGGUAGCAGUGGCUGCUCCACCGGUUUCUGUUGAAGUCGCAGAGGAGAGCGGGGUCAGGAAGAGUAAGGAAUCUGCUCCCGGACCUCCCUGUUCUACUCGAUUAAACGAGAAAGGACGGGAACCUCUCAGAAGCACUCUAGUGAACGCUGGCAGCCGCUGUUCUGCUGAGGACGGGAAAGCCUCAUAUGCAGCUCUCUGUGGUCUGGAGAAGGUGGUCCAUGGGUUUUCUGAGCAGGAAUGUGUGAGUCCGUUUGCUGCAAUUAGGAUACAAUCCAGCUCCAACCUCCCAGAAAUAACUGCAAAUAAGCAUUCAGAUCACGAAGACACAGAUUCCUCAUACUCCGCACUCAGUGGGCUACAGAAGGUGGUGAAUGGAUUUUCCGAGGUUGGUUGUGUAAGUCCAUUCUCUGCUGUUAGUACCACGGCCAGCGAACCAGCAAUGGAGACCUCAGUCAGGAAAAGGACUGAGCCGCCUGUACUGGCAGACACUUCUAAUGGACAUAAUGCAGUUGAAAAUUUUCAUAAAUCAUCUUUCUCCUUCCUGACUGACGAGGACUGGCCUGUGAGUGGAGCUGAUUCUUCGUACUCUGCCCUCACUGGCUUACAGAAGGUGGUUAAUGGUGUCCCUGACAUUGGAUGCCUGAGUCCUCUGACGGUGGUCAGUAUCCCAUCCAGUGAGGGCGACCAGGAGCCCAGUGUGAAGAGAAGAUGUGAGCGGAACAAUGAAGAUGUUUGGCAGAUGUCACCCCAGCCGUUAACUGAGAAGCAGAGUCAGCCCUGUCUUACUGCAGGAGCUAAAGCUGAUGCCGGACUAGGCUGUGGGUCAAACAGUCCCAGGAGGAACCCUUCUGCCCGCAGUCAGUGCAUCGAUUUAACGGAAGAAGAAGAAUCAAUCUGCAUCAAUACCACCCCUUCUACUCUAAAUAGGCAUCAAAAACCCCUCUCAUUGGGCAUGAACUCUACUCUUUCCGCCUCUGAGAGGCCACAAAAACCCACCUGGAGGCACACCAUGCUUCCCUCAGUAGACAAGUACCAGAAACCCAUCUCAGGGGGCACAACCACCACCACUUCUGUCGUAGAAUGUCAACAGAGACCCAUCCCCAGGGUUACUUGCUCCACCUCUUUCACACCAGACAGGCAGCAAAAACCCAUCUCCAGGGAAGUUAGUGUGACAUCCUUUACAUCAGACACACAGCAGAAACCCAUCUCCAGGGAAGGUAAUGCCAUAUUUUCCACACCGGACAGACAACAGAUACCCAUCUCUAGGGACGGUAGUGCCACCUCUUCCGCACCAGAAAGACAGCAGAGACCCAUCUCCAGGGAAAGUAGUACCACAUCUUAUACACAGCACGGACAAGAGAAACCAAUCUCCAGGGAAGGUAAUGCCACAUCCUCCACACUGUACAGACAGCAAAGACCCAUCUCCAGGGAAGGUGGUACCUUGUCUUAUACACUGGACAGACAGCAGAGACCAAUCUCCAGGGAAGGUACUGCCACAUCCUCUACAUUGGACAAACACCAGAGACCCAUCUCCAGGGAAGGUAGUGCCACAUUCUCCACAAUGGACAAACACCAGAGACCCAUCUCCAGGGAAGGUAGUGCCACAUCCUCCACAAUGGACAGACAGCAGAGACCCAUCUCCAGUGAAGGUAGUGCCACAUCCUCCACAAUGGACAGACAGCAGAGACCCAUCUCCAGGGAAGGUACUGCCACAUUCUCCACAAUGGACAAACACCAGAGACACAUCUCCAGGGAAGGUAGUGCCACAUCCUCCACAAUGGACAGACAGCAGAGACCCAUCUCCAGGGAAGGUAGUGCCACGUCUUGUACACCAGACAGACAGCAGAGACCCAUCUCUAGGGAAGGUGGUGCCAUGUCUUAUACACCAGACAGACAGCAGAGACCCAUCUCCAGGGAAGGUAGUGCCACGUCUUGUACACCAGACAGACAGCAGAGACCCAUCUCUAGGGAAGGUGGUGCCAUGUCUUAUACACCAGACAGACAGCAGAGACCCAUCUCCAGGGAAGGUGGUGCCAGGUCUUGUACACCAGACAGACAGCAGAGACCCAUCUCUAGGGAAGGUGGUGCCAUGUCUUAUACACCAGACAGACAGCAGAGACCCAUCUCCAGGGAAGGUAGAGCCACAACCUCCACAAUGGACAGACAGCAGAGACCCAUCUCCAGUGAAGGUAGAGCCACAUCCUCCACAAUGGACAGACAUCAGAGACCCAUUUCCAGGGAAGGUAGUGCCACAUCCUCCACACGGGAAAGACAGCAGAGACCCAUCUCCAGAGAAGCCACCAGCCCAUCUACGUUCCAGGUCACCAGCAGCCAAUGUAUUGACCUGACCACAGAGGAACACCUGGCUAAAUCCAAAGAUCUGACCCCAGAGCUUGGACGAGGAGUGGCUUCCAAUGAUGCCAGUCACAGGAAACCCUCUGAUGUGGAGAAGAGGCAGCGGCUAUACAUUGACCUGACAAGGGACAGCAGGAGAAAUCUGGAUAAACACCUCCAUCCUGGUCCAUCUGGGCAGGAGACAAAUCUUCGAAAAGGAGGUGUCACUACUGUUAAUGAACAUCUCAGUGGCUUGGAGAAGCUCUUGAAAGACAUGUCUUCAUUAGCAUCCACUAACCACCCCAGUGAAUACAGCCAGAGCGCCACCUGGUGGUUUAAAAGCACAACCCCUCCUGAAACGUGAAGAUGCCUUGAUGGAAUGGAAGGAAGAGGAAAUGCUGUUUGGUUUCUCAUCUACUAUAAACGUUUUUGUUUACGAUGAGCUGAGAGAAAGGAUUGUCCUCUACAGAGAUACAAGGCUUGUUCGCUUGCAUCCUGCCUGAACCAAAAGUGGAUUCAUUAAACGUUGAAACUAGUGCAGGAUUAAAAAAAGCAAGACAAACAAGAACUGAAGCAUUAAUUGAGAUAGAGAUGGAGAAGCAUUAUAUUCCAGCAGACCAGCUCAGGACAAGGAGAGACCAGAACGAGUAGGAAAAUUACCAACUUACGAGACACAGGCAUGGGUGGAGGCAAGCUAUGGACUAGCUAACUAGGACAGAUGGGCAAGACUGGAAGAUUAGUUCAGGAGGAGAGAUGGGUGGAAGUAGAGAAGACCAGCUCAGGACAAGAGAUGGCAGAAGUGGAAGACCAGCACAGGACGUGAGCUGGAAGACAAACUCAAUUUGGGAGAUGGGUAAAAGACAAGGUGAUGAGAUGGGUGAAAGUGAAAGACUAGUUUAGGAGGAGAGAGAUGUAGGAGUGGAAUACAAGCUCAGGAGGAGAGACAGGUAGGAUUGAAAACCAGAUCAGGAGGAGAAAUGGGCAGGAGCGGAAGACCAGCUCAGAAGGAAAGACAGAUGACAAGCUUUGAAGGAGUGAUGGGUGGAAGACCAGCUCAAGACGAAAGAUUGGCAGGACUGGUAAAAAAAGAUAAACUCAGGACAGAGAGACAAGGUUGGAAGAGUACUGAUGGGAUUAACAAGAUAGGCUGUUGACAGCCGGACAUGCAGAGCUCACCAGAUUCGUGGGUUGAGAGGACUUAAAGGAGCAGAGAGCUCAGUAAAUGAAUUAUAAGGUAUCUCUGACACACCCUAGACUUCUCAAAUGACCCACCAGUUCCACUCCAGCCUGUCCACAGUCUCAGAUAUGUGAAGGAUAAGAUUAAAUAAAAAUGUCUCACCAGCCACAGUGCAUCUGGACAGUAAAGGCGUGACUCCAGCAGAACACAGAAGCGUCUCCACUGGUGCAGAUAUAGAAAGCAAUUGUCCGAGUGGUACAUCUAGCAAUCAGAACCCUUCCGGACCCAGAGGAGCUUGUUUAUCCCGAGUAUGAAUGAAAGUUGUGUGUCUACUCCUGCUCCGUCAAUGUCAACCGACAGAGUGCUAGAGAAAUCCAAAUUAAUUAAUCAGAAGGUAGUUAUUUUACGUAUUCAACAGUUGGCCCUCGGUGGAGAUGCCUAUAAUGAACUGAUACGCAUAUCUAUAUUUUUAUAAUUUCAGAAUUUUAAUUUAUGAACAUGAAACUGUAAAUAUGUAUACAUUAAUGGAAGGUGCUGACAAUGUUAAAGACUUUACCGACAAACUGAGAGUGAAACCUGUGUAUACAGACUUGGUUCUUGCCAUGCAGGGCCAUGCAUGUUGUGUAAAAUCGUUCCAGGUUUGGCAGGAUGUGGUAAACUGGUUAAUUUGCCAACCAACCGCCUCUCCAGAACACCAAAUACAGAGAACAGAAUAACUCCCUCUUGUAGACUAUAUCAACAAACCGUGUGCCAUUCUAUCGUUUAUAAAGAAAGGAGAUUAAUACAGAGAGCUAUUUUAAUAUUAAACAUUUGUACCAGAUUCACUUUUUUUUUUUUUAUUCUUACUGGUUUUGAUCAUUUAAUAUUUGAUUUUUUCCCCCUUUUUUAGUGGUUUGCUCUAUUCCAUUUUAA